Messenger RNA from Asterias rubens (European starfish), 1767 nucleotides. RefSeq names its product outer dense fiber protein 3-like. Lineage: Eukaryota; Metazoa; Echinodermata; Asteroidea; Forcipulatida; Asteriidae. The coding region runs from base 162 to 929 and encodes 255 amino acids. The record is from RefSeq and is a predicted model, not a curated record. The transcript has 4 exons. Gene Ontology annotation, cellular component: cytoskeleton.
ACCUGUUGCACACUCAUCGGUAGUCAUUCAUCACGAUCGUUCGCUACAGUCAGCGUCAGCUACUUUACCCCGAGUGUGCCACGUACAACUAACGAGUCUGAAGUAACUUCCUCCGAUUUUUAAAGUUAAAUUCAACGAAAUAAGACAGCAAGCAAGCAAUAAUGGAGAAAUCAAGUGGAAUAAAGGAAGAUGGAAGUCCAAUGAUUGCUGCAAGAGAAAGAGGACCUGGCCCUGGUCGCUAUGGACUCCCAUCAACAUGUGGUGCUGUACAGCACGACUUCACUAAACACAUGAAACCAUCCUACUCCUUUGGCAACAGACUUGAAAAUUCAAUGUUCGGAAAAGACAUCAGUCCUGGACCAGCACAUUUCAUCAAUCCAGCCAUUACAAGGGGUGGCAAGGAUGGAACACCAGCAUACUCCAUACUAGGCCGUCAGAAAGAUCCAAAUACAUUUAUAACGCCCUCACCAUACGCUUACAGUCCAGAAAAGGUGCACCCACAAGGUGAACGUCACGCCCCAGCUUACUCCAUGAGAGCACGCACACGAUUCAGGAAACGAGACCAGAGCCCUGCUUCCAACAGCUACACUCUUCCUAAUCUGAUUGGACCCAAGGUGCCAAACAAGAAAUCCUGUGCCAGUUUUGCAAUGACAUCGCGCCCCAAGGUCGGAGGUUACUUGGAGGAUAUGUCCAAGACACCUGGACCUGGUAGUCACAACGCUGUCCACCCGGAUAUUACAAAACAGAAGAAGCCUCUUUACUCCAUGCUUGGGAGGAACGUUAUGCCAGGUGAUGGGACCAGGAAGCCCGGCCCAGGGGCUCACAGUCCUGAGAAAGUUGUAGUUAACAAGAAGAAGUAUCCAAGCUUCUCCCUUGGAAUCAGACAUUCAGAAUUCGUUUGUCCGCUCAUCAUUGAUGUCACAGACUAAAAAAAACACUUUGUUUGUACUUGUAUAUUAUUUUAAUUGUUUUUAGAACUUGCCAGUAUGUUUAAAUUCAAUAUCAGGGCCUAGUCUUACUUUAUUCAAGAAACUUCAAUUCAAUACUGACUCUGCAAGGAGUAUGAUUUCCCAAUAGGAAUGAAACAAAAUGUUCACAGAAAACAAGUGCUUCCAAACUUUCCACUGAAGACUAGGUCAAAAGAGUGGAGGUAAUUUUAUGUGUUUAUCAUCAUUUCAACUUGUUAUGAGGAACAAGUAAUAUGUCAGUGCAAAAACAUUUUCUCAAUUUUGCAGUGUUUCAGGCAAGAACAAAUGGUAUGUGCAAAAACAUUGAGACUUUUUAAAUAUUUUUUAACUUGCAUGUAACUGAACUGCUGAUUUAGGAAACGCACUGUUCGCUGACACAACAGAUUAGCGCAACAACAAUUUCGCACAAGUUUAGAACCACCUCGCGGCAAUUGAGGUACAACUAUAGUCAACCCUCACUAUGAAGAGCAUGAUAUAAAGAGAUUCUGUCAAUUAAGUGUACAAUAAUGUAUAUGAAGGCAUGAAUCUUAGUAUGCUUUGCAUUUGUUCUCUUUAUCGUGUAUUUUACCCCUUUUUUUUAAAGACACUGUACACUACAUGUAUUGGUAAUUGUCAAAGACCAGUUUUUUAAAAUAUUUUAUGCAUAUAAAAAAACUUUGAGAAUUUGACUCAAUUGGUUGUCCACAGUCAAUUGGUUGUCGAGGUAACAGGAUACCUAAUGGAGGGAAAACAACUUUUUCCACGAAUUGUGUGCUUUCAGAUGCUUAUAUUUGGGACCUCAUAAUCUAUUUCUGAGGUC